This is a messenger RNA of Lytechinus pictus (painted urchin), 3850 nucleotides long. Its product is annotated as RWD domain-containing protein 4-like. NCBI's taxonomy places the organism in Eukaryota, Metazoa, Echinodermata, Echinoidea, Temnopleuroida, Toxopneustidae. Gene Ontology annotation, molecular function: protein binding. The transcript has 7 exons. The record is from RefSeq and is a predicted model, not a curated record. The coding region runs from base 113 to 535 and encodes 140 amino acids.
GGAGGAGAGGGAAGUGCUUCUUUCAAUCUAUGAUGGGGAUGCUUGCUUCAAAGCCGUCAAUGACACAACCUAUCAGUAUAGGGUUGGAGAAGGUGGAGACUUCAAAUCUUUCAUGGUAGAAGUGAGUUGGGAAGAUGAUUAUCCCUCAGUACCCCCAGAAAUCAAUCUAGAUGUCUUCUUCAAUAAUCACAUAUCCCCAGCUGUAAAAGAAAAUAUAAUUUCCAAAAUGAAAGAAGAGGCAGCACAGUGGCUAGAUAGUGCAAUGACCUUCACCCUAUUUGAGUUUGCCAAAGAGAAUGCAGAAGACUUGAUGUCUGCUCAAGAAGAAGAAGUAAUUGUACCAAAGGAAGAAAAGGAAGAGACUGUCCAUGUUCCUUUGGUUGCUAAAGUCAAAGAGAAGAAGGAACAACUCACCAAAGCUCAGAAGAGAAGAAUUACUGAAAGAACAAAUUUUAAGGGUGAACGACCUAGAGGAUGGGACUGGGUUGAUGUUAUCAAGCAUUUAAGCAAGUCAGGAUGCAAGCCAGAUAGUUGACAGUGAUUUCAUCAAGAUCAGAGACACAAACUCAUCAAUCAGAAGCCUUCAAUAUAAUGGUACGACCAAUGAGAAGCCUUCUUCAUACAACUUCCAUGAUUGGUGUAUAUCCAGCAAAUGAAGUCUGACUGGUUGUUAUUGUGCAAAUAAAGGACUCAACAUAUACAUGCAUCUAUUUUAUUGGUAUUUAUCGUAUGUGGAGGCUAUACUACAGGCUUCAUGCAGAAGCAAUACGCCACUGAGGGGUAUUGGCUCGUACACAGAGAUACAUGUAUUGAGACAAUGUGUUGUUCCUUGAAUAUUUCUCUUUCCUUGCCAACUCACAUACAGGGAUAGUUGUUGAAGGGAUACUAGUUUCAGCUGCUUGAGCCAUAUUAUGAUCAUGGGGCAUUUUCUUUUUGUAUAAAGAGGGGCAAUCUCAUGCAUGUAUCGGCCCAAUUCGAUGAAAGCUUGGCAGCACACCAUGCUCCGCCAGAGACCAUAUUAAUCCUCGGGAGCAUUUCACGAAGCAAAUAUUGUUUUCGCUGACAACUGUUGUAAGCUACUGAAAUCCUUGCAUCUGAUUGGUUCAGAAUAAAUUAGUCAGUCUGCUUACAAUGCUCACCCGUCUACCUUUUUCCACCAACACUACAGAAAAGGCCCAAGACUUGCACAUUAUGCAUGAUACUCCCCCCAUUAGGGACUCUUGCUCAUAGACGAAAAUCUCUUUCUCACACAUAUAUCAAAGCCUCUCCCCAUUUGCACAAUGCCUGCAAUCCCAUGCUGAAUCAUAGAAAAUCUCAUGCAUAGCUGGGCCCUGUCUUACAAAGAGUUAUGAUUGAUCCAAUCAAUCACAACUAUGGAGAGCCAGCAACGUCAACAUAUAAAAUACAUGUUUCUUCAAAGUAUUUUCUAGUUAUGAGGUAUAUUCAUACAUUAACUGUUUUCUUCACAAUUAGUAUGCUUCUCUUUGUUUUCAACAAAGGACAUUGUGCAAAUUUCCUGUAGAAAAAAAUUAUGACAUUGAUGGAUUCCCAUAGAGUUACAAUUGAAUGGAUCAAUCUUAACUCUUUGUAAGACAAGGCCCUGGUCUUUGGACUUGGCAUCUCUGACCCUUAUGCCACAGUCACACCCAUGAAACCGACCCCAGACCAACUACAGCUAUUACGUUAUUACCAAUGACAUACUAUCAGUUGGUUUGGAGUCAGUUUCAUUGGUGUGACUGUAACCUUAGUAAUCCUCACAAAAAUACAUAUGCAUCAUGUUUAAAAAAUUCAGCCCUUAUAUUAAACAGACCUUGGGGCUGUUUCAUAAAGAUGUUCGUAAAGGGGCUUUCACAAUUGCUCGGCGAUCAUUUGCUAUCACUUGGUGACAAUAUAUGUUGCACAGAAUCGCAAUGGUUGUGAGCAGUCGCACCACCAAUUUUGAAAGGGGCUUAAGUUAAAAGCAACUUAAAGAAAUGACUGGUGAACCUUUCUUAGGUGCUAAGUAAUCACCAAAGAACAUUUCUUUGUGAAUAUCAUUUACCACAUGAAAGGAUCAACAGUCUUUCUGAAAGUCAUUCUCAACUUAGGAACAGCUCUAUGAAACAGCCCCCGGAUUUGUAACAUGGUACACUUGUCAGGGCAAGAGUUCUAGCACAGCUCAAAAGCAACUGCUGGAAAUGGCUUCAGUUCUGAGAAAGCUUAAAAUUACCUGGACCCCAUAAUAAAAAGGAUUGCAGUCAAACUUUGAAUGACAUUGGCCAACCAAGAUUAUUGUUACAUGUGUAUUUUGUUCAUCAUACUGUCCGAAACCAAUCAGAAUUGCUUUUUGCAGUUUGUUGCAAACAUUUGUAUUAUAGGUCCCAGAAAUCAUAAGAGAAGUGCCAAAUGGAUCUCAUCUCACACACAUAACUUACGUGACUGUCAGGCUUAAAACAGACAAUAAGUUGACCAAAAUGAAUUCUCAGUUUUUCCUUUUUUAAAGGCAUAAUGAUACCUAUAAUGAUAUAACAAGUGGAAUGCCUCUGGCCGUCUCACCUGCAUCACGCGAUUCAAUAUAGCAGCAGUACUGAUUUUGAAAACUACUAUAACUCGCACAAGAUGUUCAGUGAUACUUGGUUACUCUUAUUUCCACGUUUUAUGAACUAGACCAAUACACUCAUAGAGAUAUGAUGGCAAUUCAACAAAUACCCCCAACGUGGCCAAAGUUCUUUGACCUUACAUGACCUUUGACCUUGAUCAUGUGACCUGAAACUCGCACAGGAUGUUCAGUGAUACUUGAUUACUAUUAUGUCCAAGUUUUAUGAACUAGACCAACACACUUUCAAAUUUAUGGCUGUAAUUCAACAAAUACCCCAAUUUGGCCAAAGUUCAUUGACCCUAAAUGACCUUGAUCAUGUGACCUGAAACUUGCACAGGAUGUUCAGUAAUACUUGAUUACUAUUAUGUCCAAGUUUCAUGAAUCAGAUCCAUAAACUUUCAAAGUUAUGAUGGUAAUUCAACAGAUACCCCCAAUUCGGCCAAAGUUCAUUGACCCUAAAUGACCUUUGACCUUGGUCAUGUGACGUGAAACUCAUGCAGGAUGUUCAGUGAUACUUGAUUAACCUUAUGUAUAAGUUUCAUGAACUAGGUCCAUAUAUUUUCUAAGUUAUGAUGACAUUUCAAAAACUUAACCUUAGGUUAAGAUUUUGAUGUUGAUUCCCCCAACAUGGUCUAAGUUCAUUGACCCUAAAUGACCUUUGACCUUGGUCAUGUGACAUGAAACUCAGGCAGGAUGUUCAGUAAUACUUGAUUAACCUUAUGGCCAAGUUUCAUGAACUAGGUCCAUAUACUUUCUAAGUUAUGCUGUCAUUUCAAAAACUUAACCUAAGGUUAAGAUUUGGUGUUGACGCCGCCGUCGCCGCCGCCGUCGCCGUCGCCGUCGGAAAAGCGGCGCCUAUAGUCUCACUCUGCUAUGCAGGUGAGACAAAAAUUGUCAAAAUUUAUUCACUAUUAUCCAGCUAACUACCUGAUUGUUUUUCAAAGAAUUUCAAGGAGCAAUUCUAAAAACAGAAUGAAAAAUAGGUUUGAAGUUCACACAAUCUUGAGAAGUGCGUACUUUGAAUUAAAUUUUCAGCUCAUCUAGUGUGACUUAUUGCAGGUUUCAAGCUGGGCAGUCUUUUAAUUCAAUGCAGAUAAUUUUACAGUAUGCUUGAUCAAUUUCAGAUCAAUAAUCUGUUUGCUGCCAACACUUGACAUAGAUGGUAAAUUGUCUAUUGUGACGUAUAGAAACAGAAGAUAUAUUUCCAAGAUUUGUAAUUAGAAAUAAAAUUAAUUAAUCACUAUGUUUAUUAAAAAUACUUUCAACAUCUCA